UAGAAAGUGAGGGAAAGUACUCAAACCCUCCUGGGGAAAAAACAGAGAGAGAGUGGUAUUCUCCUAGCAAUAAUGGCAACCAAGGAGAUCAAGCAAAAGAAAGGUUUGCUAGGUUUCUACAAGUUCAAUAUUAGUGGCAAAAAUCACAUCAAGGCAAAACAAGAGAGUGUAGAAAGUACAGAAGCUCCAAAGACAGAACAUAAACCUGUUGUAAAUAGCUUGUUGCUGAAGAAAUUGGAGAAUUGUCAAGCCUUAGUAUUAGAGCAAGGUGGCCGGAGGAGGAUAGAGAGAGGAGGUGGCGGGGAUGGUAGCUGCGGAGGUGGAAGAGGAGGAAUUGUGGAGGCAAGGAAAUCAGUGUCACAUGUGGAAACGAAUCUGUCAUCAGUGGCAUCAUUUCUGCAAGUGAAGGUUUUGGUAUCUGACAUGCCAGGAUUCAUGCAAGUUCAUGCUUUCAGGUGUGCUAGAAGAACUUACGAUAGCUUGGAGAAAUUCAGCUCCAAACACAUGGCUUAUAACAUGAAGAAGGAGUUUGACAAGGUGUAUGGGCCAGCCUGGCACUGUAUUGUGGGCUCAAAUUUUGGGUCGUUUGUUACACACUCAACUGGCUGCUUUCUGUACUUCUCAAUGGAGAAACUGUACAUUUUAAUCUUUAAAACAAAAGUUCGUAAAGUUCAGAAUUGAGAUGAAAAGGUGAAAUUGAAGGUUAAUUGAAAAUAUAUAGAUAUCCAAUAUGAGGUCCUGAAUCAGUCAUGUCUGAUUUCUGUUUUUUUAUCUUAUGUAGUUCUGCAGCUUCCCUUUUGUCUUUUUACAGGAAGUUUGUAAAUGAAAAUGAAAUAUUUUA
Molecule: messenger RNA, 841 nt
Organism: Rubroshorea leprosula
Lineage: Eukaryota; Viridiplantae; Streptophyta; Magnoliopsida; Malvales; Dipterocarpaceae
Source: the annotation of a GenBank genome assembly